AUGGAUUUCUUAAAGCGCGACACGAAACGGUCUUGUUCUUCAGCAGAUGAUACACCAGAUCCAUAUGCCGACGACGAUGUCUAUCCAGUGCAUGUACUAGAUGACACGAAGACUUUCCGCGGCAUCUUAGUCACAUGGACACUCUGCUUCAACGAUGUUGCCGAUGGCAGACUAGAAAUCCACGUCCCCCGUGCCUUCACAUCCUCCCGCCCCGCCUUCUCCUACACACACGACAGUAUCAAUACUUCCAUCCAGGACCACGAAUUAGCUAGGAAACUGCCCUUAUCAUCCAACGGAUGCAUUAAAACCAUUCCCGGACCUACAGACUUCAACGACCUAGCCGCUUCACCCUCCACACCCGCAACAAUCGAAGAUCUCCUCUCCGGGGACGUACCCCAGAUCUCCCUCCACAUAACCUCCUUCACCAAUGCAACACUUAUAGGCUUAUCAUGGCCGCACACCCUAAUGGAUCUUAUGGGCCGAGCUGCUUUUGUUCAAGCGUGGUCGAUGCUAUUAGCCGGUCGGGAGGCUGAAAUACCGCCUGUGCUGGGUGCGCGGGAAGACACAUUGAUGGCGUUGACUGAUGGCGCUACCAGCGCGGCGGAAGAAUACGUGCUCAAGUCCAAACAGCUGAAAGGACUGAGUCUUGUGAAGUUUGGAGAGAGGUUGGCGUCGGAUAUGUUGACAAGGCCAAAGCCGGUGACAAAGACGAUUUAUCUCCCUGAGAGCGUUAUGGGGAAGUUGAGGGUUAAAGCUGAGGCAGACCUCUGUACCUCUUCUAACAAAGACGACAACGACAACGAUGAUACUAUGGGAAAGAAGGAGAUACCAUUUAUAAGCGACGGCGACAUUCUUACAGCACUCGCCCUCCACUGUAUCGCCUCCUCCCUCCCCACCCCGCGCCCCAUAACUGCCCUGCAUGCAAUGAACUUCCGAUUCCGCCUCCCAUCCCUGAUCAAUGCGAAAGGUGUAUAUCUAUCGAAUAUGCUCGUCGCCUGCUUCACUUUUCUGGGCCCCGCCAUGUCUACCGGUCCCCUAGGUCAGUUUGCUCUUCAUAACAGGCAGACAUUGUUGGAACAAGCAACAGAAGCCAAGUCCUAG
Molecule: messenger RNA, 1101 nt
Organism: Pyrenophora tritici-repentis Pt-1C-BFP
Lineage: Eukaryota; Fungi; Ascomycota; Dothideomycetes; Pleosporales; Pleosporaceae
Source: RefSeq, a predicted model, not a curated record